AUGCGCGAAUGCGUCCUUGCGCAGCCACAAGCGUGGCCUAAGCUUUCUGCGCCACAUGUGAACCAUUUGGCCGCAGGCUGUCACAAGCUGCCGUGCCUGGCGCGGAGCCCGCCAGCAGCCGUCGCGGGGGCCCCGGCGCCCGAACCACCAAGCCACCGCCUGUCAGAGGCCGCAGGUCUCCUGAGGGAGCUCAACAGGCAGCUCAUGGGGCUCGACCUGCCCGUCUCUGCUGAGCUCCAGGCCAAGGCGGCGCUCCUGUCGAGCGACGUGCUGAGCCGCUGCGAGGCCGCGCUGCCGGGCGCGGCGGAGGAGACGGUGUGGGCGGGCGGGGAGCUGUCGCCGGCGGCGCUCGGCGUGCUGCGGGCCGCCUCGUCAGCGUACUUCACGCUGCACGCGUACUGCUCUAGCGACGCUGCAGUGGUGGAGGGCCUCCACACAGAUGCAGCGGCGCGCCUGCAGCAGCUGCUGGGAGCGCCUGGCGGCAACAGGCUGCUGCCGCUCUUUGGGCCAGGCAAUGGCCGCUGGGCCGGCCUGGCGCUCAUCAGCCUGCAGUCAUCGAAGGGCGGGGGGUACGCGGCGGCGACGGAGGACACUGCAGGGCGCAUGAUGCGCGGCGCGGCCUUCUUCAACCUGCUCGAGGGAUGCGUGCCGCUGCUCGCCGUCGGCACCGGCCCCGACACGGUGCUGCAGCUCGUCAUGCCGCGGGCGCGCGCGACGCUGACUCAGCGGCUGCUGGGCCCGACGCUGCCUGUCCUGGUGGACGUCCACGUGGGGCAGCUGCCGCAGGCCGGCGGUGACGGCGGGGACGGCGGCUGUGGUGGCGGCGGCGAGCAGGGAGGCAGCAAGGGUGCCGGGGCGGGCUGGGCGCUGGGCGCACGCAAAGCUCUACUCUGGCGCAGCGUCAAGCUGCCGACUGACACGGAGCUGGCGCGCUGGCUGCGGCAGGUGGUGGUGGCUGUCGAUGACCUGCACGCGGCGGACAUGGCCCAAGGGGAUGUCAAAGCGGACAACUGGUUAGUGCUGGCUGGCCCUGCUGAGUCGGAGCACGCAGCAGCGGGCGACAUGGACAGCUUCGCGGUGCCUUUCCAUACGGGCAGCCUGGCUGGCAGCGCGCAGUUCUCCUACCACAGCCCGGAGCGCGCUUUGGACAAUGUGUGUGGCAGUGCAACGCCCCAGGACGAUGUUUGGGGGAUUGGCGCCAUGGCCCUCAGCCUGGCGUUUGGGGUGCGGCAAACAGAGCUGCUGUCAACCGUCAUGACCCCGGGCGCGGCCGGGCCGGAUCGUGCGAAGCUACAGGAAGUUGCGAUGCAGCUGACAGGCGCUCCGCUGGACGCCUUGUUUGAGGAGUUUGUGUGCUGCUGUCUGCGCGGCAAUCCCACAGAGCGCUUGUCGGCCGCGCAGCUCCUGGCCUCCCCCUUCCUGGCUUCGGCAGCACUCGACACGGCAUACGGCGCCGAUGCUGCAGGCCACAGCUCGGGCAGCUGCGUCGGGGCCGUGGUGGCGGAAGCUACUGCAGAGCAGCAGCAGCAGCAGCAGCAGCAGCAGCAGCAGCAGCAGCAGCAGGCCGUCAAAUCAGGGCUGCCCCUUGGCGUCAGCCUGGCGCUCUCAGCAGUCCAGAUCCUCACCACAGCCUGUCAAGACAUGGGAAACGAUGCGAAUGUCAAUUUCACAAGCAGCAUGCAAGCCCAGAUGUCAGCAAUGCAGCUGGAAGUCUUGCAAAGCGACCUGCUGCAGCUGGUUGGGGCCACGCUGGGCCUCACAGAGACGUGGCUGCAGACACAAGGCGAUGCCAUGCAGGAAUCCAUGCAGAGGGCCAUGGCACUUUUGACCUGA
This is a messenger RNA of Monoraphidium neglectum, 1833 nucleotides long. RefSeq lists its product as hypothetical. Gene Ontology annotation, cellular component: cytoplasm. The record is from RefSeq and is a predicted model, not a curated record. Gene Ontology annotation, biological process: protein phosphorylation. NCBI's taxonomy places the organism in Eukaryota, Viridiplantae, Chlorophyta, Chlorophyceae, Sphaeropleales, Selenastraceae. The transcript has 6 exons. The coding region runs from base 1 to 1833 and encodes 610 amino acids. Gene Ontology annotation, molecular function: protein serine/threonine kinase activity; ATP binding.